Pteronotus mesoamericanus is the source of this 1070-nucleotide messenger RNA. It is a transcript of the gene CENPV, whose product is annotated as centromere protein V. NCBI's taxonomy places the organism in Eukaryota, Metazoa, Chordata, Mammalia, Chiroptera, Mormoopidae. The transcript has 5 exons. The record is from RefSeq and is a predicted model, not a curated record. Gene Ontology annotation, molecular function: carbon-sulfur lyase activity. Bases 17 to 811 code for a protein of 264 amino acids.
CCGGGCUGCGGGAGCCAUGCGGCAGACAAGGAGCAACGCGUCCUCCGAGCCACGCGGGCAGAAGCGGCCUGGGGCCGCAAGGGCUCCUGCCGCCGCCGCCUCGGCUCCCGGCGCCACCCGCGCACGGCGCCCCACGGGCCAAGCGGGGGGCAGGAGCCGGGCGGCGACGAGAAAGCCGUCGGCGAAGCAGCGGCCGAAGCAGUCGUCGCCGCGGGCCCAGGAGGCGGGCCCCGGGGAGCCGGAGCCGGCGGUUCUGCCGCCGCCGCCACCCCCGACCCCGGUGACUCCGACGUCCUCCGUGGCCACGUUGGACCUGGGCGACCAGCGGGAGCGCUGGGAGACGUUCCAGAAGCGGCAGAAGCUCACCUUCGAGGGUGCCGCUAAGCUCCUGCUGGACACCUUCGAGUACCAGGGCCUGGUGAAACACACGGGAGGCUGCCACUGUGGAGCCGUUCGCUUUGAAGUCUGGGCCUCGGCAGACUUACACAUCUUUGACUGCAACUGCAGUGUUUGCAAGAAGAAGCAAAAUAGACACUUCAUUGUUCCCGCGUCUCGCUUCAAGCUCCUGAAGGGAGCCGAGAGCAUAACCACAUACACGUUCAACACUCACAGAGCACAGCACACCUUCUGUAAGAGGUGCGGCGUGCAGAGCUUCUACACACCCCGCUCCAACCCCGGUGGCUUCGGGAUCGCCCCACACUGCCUGGACGAGGGCACCGUGCGGAGCGUGGUCAUCGAGGAGUUCAACGGCAGCGAGUGGGAGAAGGCCAUGAAGGAGCACAAGACCAUCAGGAACAUGUCCAAAGAGUGAGCUCCUGCUUCCUCCCUCCCUGAAAAGGAGGGUGACUGGGGCCAGCAGCUUCGCUGUCCCCGGCACUCGGUGGUGCCGUGAACGAGGCUGACCCCGGCUGCGGCCGUCCCGAGCUCCGCCCUUGGCUCCAGCUACCACUUUCUUUAGGCAGCUCUCUGUCCUUCGUCAGCGCAGAUCUUGAUGUAGGCUAGUUGACAUCUUUCUUUCCCUCCCCAACUUUUGUGUGAUCUUUUAGAAAAAUAAAUAUUUUAAUAUUAAA